This is a messenger RNA of Oreochromis niloticus (Nile tilapia), 5317 nucleotides long. RefSeq names its product brain expressed, associated with NEDD4, 1 (gene bean1). The coding region runs from base 1020 to 1775 and encodes 251 amino acids. The transcript is spliced from 7 exons. The record is from RefSeq and is a predicted model, not a curated record. NCBI's taxonomy places the organism in Eukaryota, Metazoa, Chordata, Actinopteri, Cichliformes, Cichlidae.
UCGUGAGGGAUUUCCUGGUCUUACUAUCGGCAUAUGCCUGCCCUGGAUGAUGCGCUUCUCUUCCCAGGCAUGACACACUUACUUGGCUGCAGAGCCGAGCCACGGGACAGAAACACGGCGAGGAAGCACGAGAACAGAGGCAGGCGAGGGGGGUGAGGAUGCGGGUAAGAAAAGCGCGACAGAUGACGAUGAUGAUGGCGAGGACGGGGAUGAAGAUGAGAAUGAUGAUGCUAUCGACGAAGGAAUGGUCGUAGAAGAAGCGGAAGAAGAAGAAGAAGGGAAAAUAAAGCUCUGCGGGAUCGGAGGAUAGUAACAGUGGUGAUGGUGAUGGUGAGGCAGUUUGGCUUGUGAGGACGGGACCGCAGAGGCGAGGAUGCUCGGACGAUCGGAGCACCUGCUCGCUCAGUUUUGAUCAUUGUGCAGGGUAAAACCUCGGGUAUCACCGAGAGUUUAACGAAGCGCUAUUCUGAGGAGGUGGGCCAAGUCCCAGGAGAGAGAGAGAGAGAGGGAGAGAGAGAGAGAGAGAGAGCUCUCCGAGGACCUUUGGACUGAGCGCCGGUGAUCCAGCUGGGAUGUUGUUGUUCUGUUGUCAGUGAUGUGAGGCGACAUUAAGGAGCUGGUGAAAGGAAUCCUGACACAUAUUCCUACAUAUUUGCAGGUGGACAGAGAGGAGAUUAACAAGAAUCUAUAAAGUGUUCACUGAUGACAUGUCAGUGCGAGAGGCUGGGAACACCAUGGAUAGAGGGAAACAAACAACCAUGCAUAGUGAGAUUUACAGCAACGAUCAAUUAAGAAUCAUUUAAUCGAAAAAUCAUGUCUUUAAACUGUGGGAGGAAGCCUGAGUGCUGAGAGAAAACCCAAGCAGGCACACAGAGAAUAAUAUGCAAACUUCACAUAGAAGCACUGGAGUCAGUCAGCUAUGAGUUACAUGUAUAGCAGCACUGUGUCGUACAGACCAGUAGAAGUUGGCUCCCUGCCUGUUGAGAUGUGCCAAUAGGAAACACUUUGAACAGGGGUUCAUGCUGAUGAAAUUGAUCUGCUCAGUGAGCUCCAACCAGAGCCAUGGGGAGUACCCAGACUGCCGGAGUGAGAGGGAGUCAGGAGGGGAGGCAUCUCUCCUGGUGUCUCCGCUGGUGGUGGCGGGGAUCGUUAUAGGUCUAGUCCUCUUCCUCUCAUGCAUCACCAUCAUCGUCGGCAGCUUGCGCAAAGACAGUCGACUCCGAAACCCUCACCUUCGAGCAAGCUAUGGACAAGAUAGUUUUUCUUAUGGAGGUUCAGCAGGUGAACUGAGGUCUAGCUGCUUGGAAGACUUUCCUCCUGGUUUAGACUUUGACUCAUACAGAGAGUCUCAGAUAAACAGUGUGUAUCCUGACUCCCCACCACGCUAUGAUGAGUGUGUUGCUCCAGGUUCGACUCAGAUCUACAUCCCUACAGAUGACCCACCUCCUUACUCAUUGGUGGACCCCUGUCAGGGAGGAGCAGAGCAGGAGGAACGGCCUAGCUACUCCCUUACAGAUCCUUCCCCAUAUUGCGGAGAGACCUCAGCCAGUGCUGCCUGGUUUUCUCCCUCCCACUACCCACUGGGACUGCAAGAGCAGGAGCAUCAACAUAUUGCAUCCAUCUCCUUCCCACUGGAGGCAGCACCACCUUAUGAGUCAAUGCUGCCAGAGCAGGGACAACCCCUCCCUCUCAUGCCAUGUGACCUUUAUAAACACCAAUCAGAGAGGGGGGAUGAUGGGAACUCCCAGCAACUCCCUGCGAACCAGAUCUCAUAGGACAGUUAAUUUGUUUCUCUCACCUGUGGGCUUGGUGAAUUAAACAAACACUUGGGAUGUGUGGAAAAUAGCUUUCGUUUGCAGCUGUGACACCAAACGAUAGUCCAAAAGAUGUACAUUUCUUCCACAGGGUUGCAAAGACCUGAAGAGGCUGAAGCUCCACUUGACUGCAGUGCAGUCAAAACUCCAGCUUUCAACCAUUUAACUAUUGUUUGUCUAUGGACAAAAUAAAACUUAAGAACUGCAUUAUACUGUAAAGUUCCUGGAAUGGCAACUUCUCUCAAAGGCUUUCUUCUAUGUUGUUUAGUUUAGUUUUGCCAUGUUUUGACUGUUAUCGUCUCCUUCUUGAAGUAGGACUGAUACAAGAGUUGUGUGUCUUGUGCGGAGUUUAGUCUGAAUCGCCACUAAACAAAUGCAUUUACAUUUAUCCAUCAUGUCAUAGACAACAGGAAAUUGAGUUGAGUAUGAACAGUAUAGAUGUGGGUUUUAGUAGUCUAGUUUAAGGUAUACACAAGCACACUGAGUACCAUCCUUGAGUUUAUUUUGCUGUGAUGUCACAUAUCUGCAUAUUUAGAAAUGUUUUGGAAAAAAACUGUACUUAGCUCUGAUGUUGUAUAGAACAUGUCAACUACCAGCACACCACUGCUGAUUUACAAUUUCUAUAGUGUGUGCAGACAGUAGAAUGGUGUAUGGCAACCUCCAGUGUUAGUUUGUUGGUAGUGGUAGUUUGAUUAGAAGGAGUUUGUGAUGAAAUGGCUGUGUAUAACAGGGAACUACCUGGACAAGGAAUUAUCAACAUGCCAUUUUUCCAGGUAUAUUUGUAUUACCUUUUAGCACCAUGAUGAUGCUAUAGAAGACAUUGCUAGCAUGUCAUUUGAAUCUGUCAUCACCAGAGAGGGGUUCAACUUGUCCAGCUGUAUAAGUUGUCAUAAUUCUUCCAAUCAAGGGCUCUGGUUUUAAUGUCAAUGCUGUAACUGGAUCCCAGCAGCAAAAUGUAGCUUGGAGCUCUCCUCUUGUCGAGGUUGGGUUGAUGCAACGGAGAAGAAACACAGUAAACUGUAGACUUUAUUAUAUUAUUCACUCAUAAGGGAUGCAUCUGUGUUGUUGUUCUUGUUCUGCUCUCAUAAAAUAAUUCACUUGGCUUAAACAGUCACAAUCUAUUUUUGUGCAUUGCACAGAGGUGAGCAACACAUUGUUUGCGAUAGCCAAUAAACUGAUUACUAAUGAACAAAAUAAUCUGAUGUGGAAACUUUGUGGGUCAUUCCAUCUUAACUCAUUAAAUUUCUAGUAACUUCUCUUUUCAACCACCUUUGUUUUCCACGAAAUGUUUAGAGUUCAAAAUUUGGUUAUAUACUGUAUAAUAAUUGCUGUGAAAAUUUACCUUAAGAUGUUAAAUACCUUUCUAGAUUUUAAAAACAACAACAUUAAUUUACACAUUAGUGUAAUAUUUGGACAUGUAUCCUAAACACGAUGAAUAAUUAAAAACAGCAUGUAAGUUUAGUGAAAAUAGCAUUUUUAGGUCAAAAAGCAUUCUCUGUGGUUCAUUUUACAUUAAAUUCUGAACAUUUAAAUUACUUUGUCAAUAGUAGUCUUUGACAAUGUGAGAUGGUUUUUUGGGGCAAAAUGUCAUCAUGACAUGUAUCUAAACCAUGAAUAUUUUUAGGAAAAUCAAAGAUGGUUGAGCUCAAGGACAACAAUGAUUUGAGACAGAGUGACCCAAUAAGAGUUUUGUAAUAUGCAAAGCCUUUAGCAUUUGACUCUAAAAUAUGUUUCGGCUACAGUAUCUCGACAUUUAAACAUGUAACUGUCAGCUGCGAAGUUUCUGCUGGUACUUGUAAAUCAAAGGGUCCCCUUGAAUGAUUAUUACAUCAUUCUGCCAGACAGGCACCAGACUUCUUUUACAGGCGUUAUUUAAAAAUGUUUAAGAUGAUAAACAUGUAUGGCCUGUUCCAAGUGUUAGAAUUGCAAAAUAGUUCAAGAAAAGAUAAAAGAAAAUGAUCAACGUGUCCUUGAUACAGUAUUUCCUUGUUAUUUUGCUUUAGAUGCAUCAGGGGAAAUUAGAGUUUAUACAACAGCAGAUAUGUGGUCAAAUGCAUCCCAUUAGCAGGUGGUUUGGGUGAUCUGAUAAUGCUGUGUAUUGGUGGUCAUUUACACUAAUAUGCAUCAGAGCUGUCUGUUGCUGAGCAAACUGCUUAAAGUGUAAACAAAGUAAAUCCAGAUACAAAUGUUUUCGAUGUCUCACCAUUUAUGCAUCAUUUCCUAAUCAGAAACAAAGCAAUAGAUAUGAAUGUCUUAAUUCUUUGUAAUGUCUUGCAUCAGCUAAAAUGCAUCAGCUGCGCAUAAAUUGAGUUGAGCAAAGGGGAAGUAAAGCCAGUCGGAAGCAUUUGUAGUGAACAAUUUUGCCAAUUAAUAAUUAGUCAGCAUUAAAAUGGUAAAUAACUUAAUAACGGAGAGAUAAUGUUGUUAUUUCGAUAUAUAUCUGCAGCCAUUCUGUCAAAUGGACCAUUCAAUCAUUACACACUCCAUUCUGUUAAUGAGAUGUGGGGAAACAUCAGGGCAAGUAAUUCCAAAGAAAUCUAAAUUGUUCAUUAUUUAUUUUGUGUUUGAGUUUAAAACAUAAUAAGAUGGGAAAUUCUUUAAACUACAACAGACAUGGUAACAUGAGCUACAGUUACCAUGACAUAGACAUGAUCAGAGGGGGAUUUUUACAAUGUGGGUGUUAUCUCUGAACAGCCAGGCUGGACAAAAGCAGAACAAAUCACAAACUUUUCUAACCUUAACCAAAACGGAACAAAAUCCCAGACAGCCACUGUUGGUGCACAAAAUAUGAAUAUACCUGCAUUAUGGUCACCAGACAACCUGAUCUAUUACCUCAGGUGUCUGUGUACAUAUGUUAUAUAAUUUACUAUAUGUGUCACAAAUACACAAAAUGUUUGAAUGAAGUGUUUAGAGUUAAAAUUCGGGCUAUCCUGGAGACACUAAGACCUGUAGACAACAUCAUCAUUCACCAGUUAUUGAAGCAGGAAGCCACUGAAGGCUGAGCUUUAAUAACAAUUUUUUCAAUGUUAGUUUAAUUGAACAAAUUGACAAUUUUUUUAAGUCGUCUUUUCGUGUGACAUUGUGUUUUAGUUAAAGAUGUGCCUAUUAGCCCCCAGACUGUUAGCUUGAACAUUGUAGCCAUAAUUAUCUCAAGGCAACCAAUCUGCUGCUUUGAGCUAAAUCUCUGGUGAUGUACUGAUUUACUGAUGUGGGUAAAAGCAUGCUAUUAUAACUGAAUCCCUGUUAAAUGCCUUGUGAUGACAGAUUUUACUGAAGGAUACCAUUUUCUUGACUGUUUCAAGCUGUUGUUAAGGGUUCUAGUUAAUCUUUGGUUGUCUUUUGGCUCAAAUUAGCACCUGGAAACGAGCCACUCACAACAUUGACUUCAUUACGUUAGAAACUCAGUACUGCUUUUAAGAUUUUAAGCAUUCAGUCAAGAGUAAUUUUCUCUUAUGGAUUACCAUAUGUUGUAAUAAAACGUUUUUGUCUGCCAUUUCAAAGUU